Molecule: messenger RNA, 13966 nt
Organism: Bombina bombina (fire-bellied toad)
Lineage: Eukaryota; Metazoa; Chordata; Amphibia; Anura; Bombinatoridae
Gene: CAVIN2
Product: caveolae associated protein 2
Exons: 2
Coding region: 227-1480 (417 amino acids)
Cellular component (GO): cytoplasm; caveola
Molecular function (GO): protein kinase C binding
Source: RefSeq, a predicted model, not a curated record
CCACUGGGUGGAGCAGAGGCUUAAAAGAAAAGCUGGAAUGUAGUUACUGGCAGAGUGUUGCUGCAGACUGAUGUGUCUCACACUGCCCCAUCAAAACUAACGUUGAUCAAAGAGAACCAAGCCCUAGCAAAACAUCUGCUGCAAAUAAAACGCUUGUCAUUUUGUUAGGAACAGAGAGAGGACACAUUUAGCAGUUGGAAUAUCUGAUCUAAUCGCAUUUGCAAACAUGGAAGAAGAUGCAAUCCAAGUAGAAAAGCAUGAAGAGGAGUUUCAGAAAAGUAAUGAACAUGAGAGCCAAGAGCUUGUGGUGCCCAGCCACAGUCCUACAGAAUCACCGAGUUCCAGUCCUACUCCACAUCAGCAUGUGAUGGACUCCAUCAAGGACAGUAGUCAAGUCAACGCCAUUACUGUCCUGACUCUACUAGAUAAACUCGUGAAUAUGUUAGACUCAGUGCAGGAGAACCAGCACAAGAUGGAAAAGAAACAGAUUGACAUAGAGAAUUCAGUUAAAGGUAUCCAGAAUGAUAUUACCAAGCUGUCAAAAAGUCACACCUCCACCAGUAACACUGUGAGCAAACUCCUAGAGAAGUCGCGCAAGGUCAGUGCUAACAUGAGGGAUGUCAAGGAUCGCAUGGACAAACAGACUGUCCAGGUGAAGAAGCUAGAGCACAACCACACCCAGUUGCUAAGAAGGAACAACUUUAAAGUCCUUAUCUUCCAGGAAGAAAAUGAGAUACCAGCAAAUGUGUUUGUGAAAGAACCAACUCCUGUCCCAAGCAUAACAGAAGGAAACGAGGAGUCUGUUGACCCUAACAAAUCUCAGGAGGAGAUUAUGCACACCAUCGAACUUUCUUCUGAUGAUGAAAUAAACCUUGACGAUGAACUGCAUGAUGACAGUGUCGAUGAGAAGUUCGAGAAAACCAGAGCAGAGAAAAUCAAAAGGUCAAGUCUGAAAAAAGUAGAUAGCCUGAAGAAAGCAUUUUCACGUCAAAAUAUUGAGAAAAAAAUGAGCAAGAUUGGUACAAAGAUUGUGUCACCUGAGAGGAGGGAGAAAAUUAAGAAGUCAUUCACCCCCUCCCAAAAAGGGUCCCCAUUCAAAGUUCCCCCACUUACAUUCAGUGUGAAGAAAUCCCACAAUGAGGAGACACCUGCAGAAAAUGAAGAAAAAUCUGCUGAAGAUGCUGUAGUUGAAGAAGAUGUAAAUGAAAUCGAUAAACAGUCAUUAAACGAGAAGCCUUCUGAAGUGUUACCUUCUCCUGAUGAGUUUAAAGCAGUGACUGAUACAAUACAACAAGAAGCCAAGAAAGAAGCAUCUCUAAUUGUGAAUAACAACAUUGAGCUCUCUAUUAUUGAAGAUGAAGAAGAUAAUGAAGUAGAACUUGAAAGCGAGAAUCCUUUUAGUCCUGAAUAUACACCAAGCCCUAAAGAACUUGAAGAAGCUUAUGAAGAACCCACACCAACAGCUCCACUACAUGCAUAAAGGAUGAUGAUACAUAUGUAACUAAACCACAUGCCAAUACUAAUAGAUUACAUUGAGGUGGGCUGCAUGUUGCCUAAACAAACACAUCAAUAAUCUUACAUUUGCUCAUUAUAUGUAGAUGAGAGACCUUGACAUUGUCUUGGGAUAAUUAUCAUUAGUCUGUUCUCAAUACUAAGUAAUGCUUAACUCAGAACUACAUUAUUUCACUACAGCUUUGUAUGUGCAGAUUCUUUAUACAUUGCUUUAACUUCACUAACAGUAAUUUGAAAGUACAUUCCCAUCUACAAUCUAAACCACAAGUAUAUCUUCUAUUUUUUUCCAUCUUUAGCAAUAAUUGGCCUUUUAUAUAGACAUACAUAGUAUUGCUUGGCAUCCCAUAUGGCAAGCUUUUAUGAAUAAAAUGAAUAGUGUCUUGUUCUUUGAUAAUAUUGUGGACAGGGAGUGCUGGCCAAUGGGAGGCUUAUACUCACUCAAGUACGCUAUAAAAGCAAAAAAGUAUCCUUUGAUGCUUAGUUUCAAAAUUGCCAGAAUGCAAUCUGUAUUUCUGUGCAAGGCUGUAAGAAAAGAUAAAAUUGAAAGUCUGACAAACUUUACAGUGACUAAAAGUUAUUUAGCAAAUGUUCUUUCAAUCUGUUUUUGCAUUUAGACUUUUUGCAUUUAGUUACUGUACCUUUAGUAAAUUAAGAACAAAACUUCUUGAAUGAUUUAAGUAAGUCAGAUUUUAACCAUAAAGAGACAUUUAACCCAAACAUUUUCUUUCAUUAUUCAGAUAGAGAACAGAAUUUUAAAAAAGUUUCCACUGUACUUCUAUUAUCAAAUUUGCUUUGUUCUUAUUUUAUUCUUUGUUGAAGGGUUACCUAGGUAGGUAGCGUGCACAUGUCUGCAGCACUACAUGACAGGAAAUAGUGCUUCCAUAUAGUGCUCUUGCUAAUGUAUAACAUUGUUGCAAAACUGCUGCCAUAUAGUGCUACAGACACGUGCACACUUGUGAGCUUACAUCACAGCUUUUCAACAAAGGAUAAAAAGGAACUGAAAUUUUGAUAACAGAAGUAAAUUUGGAAAGUUGUUUAAAAUUGUAUGUUCUGUCUGAAUCCUGAAAGAACAAAUUUGGGUUUUAUAUCCCUUUAAAAACACAGAACCAGACGCACAAGCUGAACAUAUUUUAAAGUUAAAGGGACAUUAAACACUAAAUACAUGCUAGAUAGAAUGAUGCAUUCAAAGAAAAGAUUAGUCCAUGACUAACAUGUAGAUGUAUUUUUUAAAGUUUCAUUAUUUGUUUAAAAAGUGACAAAAUAAGUGUAAAGUUUUAGUGUCUAUAAAACACUGGGAGCUGCCAUGUUGUAACUUGUGUUACCUUCUCUGCUGUGGCCAAUUAGAGAAAGUUAUACAUAGGUCACUAGGGUGUGCAGCCAAUGGUUGUGCUGGAUUUAACAGUGUUCUGCACUUCCAUUUCUAACAGGAACUGAAAAGCUCACAAUUUCAGAAUGGAAUUACAGGCAAAGAGGACAAAAUAAAUAAUGAAAGUAUAUUGCAGAGUUGUUUUAUAUAUGCAAUAUAUCAUUUUAUAUUACCAUCUCAAAGUGUUUAAUGUCGCUUUAACUUGACUUAGUGAGUCUGAAUUUUAUCCUAUGCAGCAUGAGCCAUCACUAAAAUCAUGACUCAUUUUUAAAACAGCAUAGCGAUUUUUCCUUUAUAAACAAAGAAGCAAAUGUUCCACUACUGCUAGUUCCUGCUUGUAUCUUUAAUUGGAUUAUGAUUUUUAAGGCUAGUCUGUUAUCCGUUCUAACAUUUUCUGCAACAAUAAUCUGCUUUUCACUAGUACAUUAGCAAACAAUCUUUAUAAAUAAAUGACUGUAAAUAUUGUGUGUGGUUUUUAGUCGCCUACUCCAGUGACUGUAUCAAUUUGAUAUUUCAUUAAGAUAACUGUUUCAGCAAUUACAUAUACUGAGUACAUUUUUUUUACUUCUUGCAACAAAUAUACAUAGCAGAACACUAAAAAAAAAUAGAUUAUAUAAAAAAAAUUCUCAAAAAAGACUUCUUUGUCAGCAAUAUGCUAUCUUAGUAUAGAGCACCUUCAUUAUUUAGAAACCAAAAUAUAUUGUAUCUUACACCUUCACUCCUUUUGUUUAAAUGAGCAUUAUAAAUGAGCACCAAAAUAUACAUAUAAACUUUAUAUUAAAAAAAUUAGAAACAUGCACACAUACAUGUGUAUGUAUAUAUAUAUAUAUAUAUAUAUAUAUAUAUAUACAGUAUAUAUAUAUACUGUGUAUAUAUAUAUAUAUAUAUACUGUAUAUAUAUAUAUAUAUAUAUAUAGAUAGAUAUAUAGAUAUAUCGCAAAAGUAUAUUUGCAACAAAUGUUUCAUAGUGUUGGGAAUACUUUUGCAAGAAAUAAAAUGAAUUAUGAUCUGUAACAUACGGUAAGUUAGUUAAAGGUGAAAAGUAUGUUUGAUUUUAUUUUUUUUAUUUGUACUGAAAAUGUAUACUGAGUGGAUUAUUGAUAAAUUAACCAGAUAUAUGAAAUAUACUGGUUGUUUGUGAUGUAAUAAAUAAAUGUUUUUCAUCUAUAUAAUUGCAAUUGAUUUUAGAUACUGAUGGCAUUGUAUAAUUUUACCGCGGCACUUUUGGAAACAAGGCCAUGCAACACAUUACAUACCACUCAGUAACUAUUGUAUUUACAUUUGCAAAUAGUGAGUGGGAGAAAAGAGACAUUUGUUUUUUGGAAGAAAGGAGAACACUGAAAGGCAUAUUCUAGUAUGGUAGUAAAAGUAUCUUGAGGAUACUAUUAUUAAUCAAAUGCUUAUUUGUUUCUGGGGGCUAACCCAAGCGAAGGGUUAACAAUAUAAAGGAGUGCUGCUGUUCCUGAUUGUGUUGCCUAGCAGUAUGCAAAGGUAAAAUAAAGGGCAAAACACAAAAUGAGAAACGAACAAGGAAUACUUAAAAGAAUUGGGGCAUUUUAUGAAAGCUCUGUUCAUUUAUCAAAAAAAAGUUAUUUUUUUAUGUAAAAUAAAAAUGUUGAUGAAAACAGUAAAAUAAUAAAUUUCAAUAUUAACUACAGAAUUAGCCAAUUGGUGGCCCACUAGCCAUGUGUGGCCCUCUGCAAUAGGUUUUGCAGCCCCAGGAAAAAAAGUAGAACUGUGGACGUGUGCCAUAGAUUUUGUAGUUCUAGGAAAAUGUGGAGCUAAAAUAUAUGCUGUGGGGAUUUCUGGUUGAUGGACAAACUCAAAUGAGGGGGAGAACAGUAGAUAGAGGUUGCGCUGCAACAUUAUCUAAAUCUGGCCCUGUGACAUUGGAUAUUUUAAAAAAAUACAUAAUUUGUGUUUAAUAUCUAUAAAUUAAUAUGUGGCCUUAAGGCUUCUAAAAUAUUGAUCUGUAGCCCCCAUGUGUGAUGAAGUUGGCCCUCACUGAUUUACUAUAUAAAGCAUAAAAUAAUGGGGUGUGGGGGGCACUGUGUAGCAAAUGACUAAAAUGUAUGUGACACACAUGACCUUUAAAUAGUGCUGAAGUUCAAUGGCACAGAACAAACAGCUCAAAGGACAAAUUACCCCAUCUAGUGAGGAUGUAGUUAUCUAUUAAAUUGCACCCACACAGAGGCAGAUGAGACAUAUGCCCCACACUGUCCUGUCAUAAGAUCCCAGACACCAUUUAUCUAUUUAAAAAAAGUGUCAGGCAACCACAACAUAAAUACCAGCUUUAAUCAUGCAACAGAACAUCCAUACCAAUUAUUUACAGUGGCCUGGUUAGCUGUGGUAUUGUACAAUAUACCAUAAAAACAAAUACUGUAAUUGCUUUUGUCAUAAAUGUAAAGUUAAAGGAUGACUCAAUGCAGUGGAAUUACAUAAUUAACAAAUAGAUAAUGAAAAGACAAUGCAAUAGCACUUACUCUGAAUUUCAAAUAAGCAGUAGAUUUUUUUUUUCUUUUAAAUUUAUUUUUUCUCCCAUUAGCCAGCCCCCUGUAUCAUGUGACAGACAUCAGCCAAUCACAGCCUAGUAUACGUAUACCAUGUGAGCUUGUGCACAUGCUCAGUAGGAUCUUGUUACCCAGAAAGUGUGAAUAUAAAAAGACUGUUCAAAAUUGGAUAAUGGAAGUAAAUUGGGAAGUGUCUUAAAAAUGCUGCUCUUUCUGAAUCAUAAAAGUUUAUUUUGACUUGAAUGUCAGCUCAUUAACUGCAUCAAUGUGCAGGGCCUGUGUACCUGACAGAUGAUUUUUUAUCUUAUUUUUUACAUUGUACAAACCCCAAUAUCUUUUAUUUCUCCUUCCUCUUUGUAAUACACAUUUACUGCUCGCUUUUAUAAGGUCAAUGUUCCUUCCUGGUUCAGCCAUAUAUAGUUUUUGGUUUAGGCAAGAGGAGGGCAGAUAUAAUGCAUUAGAAGGUCACAGUGUGGCACAUGUAAGUGUGGUAUAACACUUGGCUGCAAAAAUGGAGUCAAUAAACAACAUUCAACUCUCUCUUUAAACAGAUCCCUGAGAUGGGCUGUCAUUUCCUUUGAUAUACUUGACAUUAGUUUUAAGAUUGUAGCCAGUGUCACUGAUAAGUAUUAAAAUAAAUACUCUUACUACAAACCAUUAAAGUAUAAGAAUAUUUUGUUACUAUUAUCAGUUGUUAAUGUAUGAUUAGAAUGUAAUCUACCCAUUGAUUGCUACACAUGAACAACCUGAACAGCUCUACUCCAUUACAUACUUAUAAGUCAGGUCUAUCAAUGAGGCUGAAGUCAGGGCUUUUGACAAGCUCAAAUGUCCCUGGCACACCAAAGAUUUAUUUCUUAUAUCACUAGAGAUCACAUCCAGUGCUUACAUUUUGUUAAGGAUAAUGAACGUAAACAUUUAUAGAAAUUCAAUGAAUUAAACGGUAUCAAAACCAUUUGAUAUGUACAUGACACAUUAAUUCUUGUUCCAUUCCCUCUACAUAGGAUAUACUGCUUCCAUCACUUUUUCCUGUAAUUUAAAGUGAAAUGAAGUGUGAUUAAAAUAGACAUAUGAAAUCCUGGCUGCAUAACAUGUAUCAUGGCACCUUUACUUAAAGGGACAGUCUAGUCAAAAUUAAACUUUCAUGAUUCAUAUAGGGCAUGCAAUUUAAACAACUUUUAUCAUCAAAUUUGCUUUGUUCUUUUGGUAUUCUUUGAUGAAAGCUAAACCUAGGUAAGUUCAUAUGCUAAUUUCUAAGCCCUUGAAGGCUGCAUCUUAUCUCAGUGCAUUUUGACAGAUAUUCACAGCUAGACAGCGCUAGUUCAUGUGUGCCAUAUGGAUAAUAUUGUGCUCACUCCCAUGGAGUUACCUACAAGUCAGCAAUGAUUGGCUAAAAUGCAUGUCUGUCAAAAGAACUGAGAUAAGGAGGCAGUCUGCAGAGUCUUAGAUACAAGGUAAUCACAGAGGUAAAAAGUAUAUUAAUAUAACAGUGUUGGUUAUGCACAACUGUUGAAUGGGUAAUAAAGGAAUUAUCUAUCUUUUUAACCAUAAACAUUCUGGAGUAGACUAUCCCUUUAAUUGUAAUGUCAUUCAUCAAAGGGAUAAAAAAUCUCGAGUUUAUCCUUCUCACCCCCACUACUGCCGGCCCACUUUGAACAAAGCUUUUUUUUCUUUUCUAGAUGCAACAUAUUCACUGCUCAUCCAAUGUUUGUGCAAGCCAUAGGCAAGAAUUUGAUUUACCAUCACUUUCAUUCUGAAAACGAUGGGUUUUCCAAUUGCUGUUAAACGUGGAAAUGCAGGCUCCAGAUUUACACUGCUAUAUUCCACCCAGUCAUAGGCUUCACACUCUAGUGACCCAUUUAUAACCGUACCUAAUUGGUCUCAACUGUGAAAGUUACAACAUGGUGCCUACCAUUGCUUUAUGGAUACUAAACCUUUAUUUUUUUUAUAUUUAAACAACGAAUUUCAUUUUACAGACUAUGAAGCCCAUUUAUCAGGCUCCGGAGCUUGUGGGCCCGUGUUUCUGGCGAGUCUUCAGACUCGCCAGAAACGCAAGUUAUGGAGCAGCGGUCUAAAGACUGCUGCUCCAUAACCCUGUCUGCCUGCUCUGAGUAGGCGGACAGAGAUCGCUACAAUUCAACGCGAUCGAGUUUGAUCGGGUUGAUUGACACCUCCUUGCUGGCGGCCGAUUGGUCGCCAGUCUGCAGGGGACUGCGUUGCACCAGCAGCUCUUGUGAGCUGCUGGUGCAAUGCUGAAUACGGAGAGCGUAUUGCUCUCCGCAUUCAGCGAGGUCUUGCGGACCUGAUCCACACUGUCGGAUCAGGUCCGCAAGACCUUUGAUACAUAGGCCUCAUUAUCUGCAUAUGAUUAUUAGGCUAAUCUUCUAAAACAUUAUAAUGUCUAGUAUUUAUUUAGGGGUAAAUAUCCCAUUAAGUAUGAAAAUGUUCUUGGCAACACAAUAUUCUAUGCAAGCUCAUCACUGACAUUUAUCCCCAGUUGGUAAGGGAGACCAGAAACUUAGAUUCGACUUGGCUUUAUGGUGUACCCUGAAAUUAGUUUGCAAAAUCAACUGAUAUUGUAAAUAAUGUUAACACAUUUUCAUACAGAUAUUUUGCAACACAGCUGUUAAUUGUUGAUAUAUGUAGUGGAACAUGCAGUUCCUUAAAGUGAUAGGUAAAAAAAUAAACGUGCAUGGUGCAUUUCAAUACAAAGCAUUUUUGCAAUAUACUUUAAAUAGAAAAAGUGCUUCUAGUAGAAGUUUUUUUUUUUUUUUUCAGCGGCAUACUCACAUAUCCUGUGAAGGCCCCUGCACCAGUGAGCAGUAGCUUGGAUGACACAGAUGAUGUCUUCAGAAGCAAUACACGCUACUGCCAGCUCUCUAAGUAGGUGAAGUAUUUGAAAACUGGUGUAUGGGCCCUCACAGGAUAUGUGCGUUUGCUGCAAAAAAAUCUGUAAUAACUUUUAGUUGAAGCAUUUUGGCUAAUAAAAGUAUAUUGCAAUUACAUUGUCCUUUCUAUCACUAUUAAAGGUAUCUGUGCAUAAACACUUGACUUUUAUGUGAUCAUUCUGUGCCAAUACAAUGUAUAUAGUUUACCUUGUAAAGUCUAAAGUUUUGAACUAAUUACAGGUAGCCCUCAGUUUACGCCGGGGUUAGGUUACAGAAGGAAUGGUUGUAAUUUGAAACCGUUGUAAAUUGAAACCCAGUUUAUAAUGUAAGUCAAUGGGAAGUGAGGGAGUUAGGUUCCAGGCCCCUCUCAAAAUUGGCAUAAGUAACACCUAAUACAUUAUUUUUAAAGCUUUGAAAUGAAGACUUUAAAUGCUAAAUAGCAUUAUAAACCUAUACAAUAAUCACACAACACAGAAUAUAUAAUUAAACUAAGUUAAAUGAACAAAAACAUUUGCUAAACAUCAUUAUAAACCUAAUAAAAUAAUCACACAACACAUACUUUACUUUACAGUUCUUUCUAUGCAUUCCAAUCUGGACUGAUUUAUAGACAGGAAGAUCUUGUUCCUUUGCAAGCUGCUCGAUAGCUCAGGUCUGGUUAAACUGAUUAAUUUCAGCUUGCUUGGCUUGCAUAUAUUUGCUGCAACACAAGCGGACAGCUCCACCUACUGGCUAUUUUAAUCAAUGCAUUGCUUCUCAAUGCUUUUCAAUAGCAGUCACAUGACUGAAAAAAGGUUGUUAUUCUGAAACGGUGCAAAUUGAACCGUUGUAAACCGAGGGCCACCUGUACUAAUAUAUGUAUAUAUACAUUCAUAUACAAAUAUUAUAUGUGCAUUCGUUUAAAAAAAAAAAAAAAAAAAACAUUAAUUUACAUGUUACUAUUUUGUUUAAAUAAACAAUGCUUGAACCAACCAUAUUUCAUGCUGUUUAGGGGUUAUAGAAAGUGCAAGUUUAUUAUUAUGCAUAUAAAAGGAAAUUACAGAAUAAAAAAAAUGAAUGACUUGAAGACUAAAAAUGUAAUUUAUUAUUCAGCAGGAAACCCUAUAUAUCAAUUACCUUCUUUUUACAAUUCUGAAGGUAUUGUGCAAAAUCCUGACCUAUUUAAAAGAAUAAGUAUAAUUGUAUCAUUAUAAUGCAGAAUAGAUCAAGGUUUAUCAAGCUUUAGAAUAUCUAUUGCCAUUCAAACAUCUUUUAAAAUAUAGGGUGGAAACCAUCAGCUAUUGUAAACAAAUGAUUAAAAAGGGGGGUGUUCAAUGUUCCUUUAAGAAGACAGCAGACAAUUUGCAUUGUAAGGCAAAGGCCAAUGCAAAAAAUAAAUAAAACUAUAUUAUUUCAUAAGUGACUGACUGCCAUUCCAUUGCUUGCCAUUUAGAAAUACAGACAGUUACAUGUAUUCUACUUUUGUAAGGAUAAACAAUUGUUCACAGCAGUUAAUUAGACCAGUGUUUUUCAACCAGUGUGCCGUGAGAGACCCUCAGGUGUGCCGCGGCAGACUGACAACAGUGCGGGGGUGUCCCUCUUUCAAAUUUUGAAAUAUUGGGAGGUAUGUGACAGGCUCAUCAGGCAUCAUUUACAACCAUGACAUUAACAUUCAUUCACAGACAAUCAUUAUGAUUGUUUGUGAAUAAAUGUCAAUAUGUCAUGUAUAGUUUGUAGGAGGCAUGGCAUGACAGCACAGCACAGUGUGUGUGUGUAUAUAUAUAUAUAUCCUGUAUUAGGCUACAAUGUGUGAUUUUGUAAAAUGUUGGGAUGGUGGUGUGCCACAGGAUUUUUUAAUGUAAAAAAGUGUGCCACGGCAAAAAAAAAGGUUGCAAAUCACUGAAUUAGACGAUUGCAAAAGCAUUUCAUUACCUAUGCAAGGCUUUCCCAAUGUUCUUUUGUAGCAUCUGAAAUUAGGUUCUAGCACAUAUACAUGGAGAUGGAGGGAACACCCAGAAUGCACUGAGGCCAUUCCCAGGAGUUGCCAAUAGAUGAUGCAGUGACAAAAUGUGUUUGAAUGUUUAGAAACCCAAAAUAUCUACUUCAUGAUUCAGAUUGAUUAUACAAUUUUAAAGAAAUUUCAACUUUACUUCUACUAUCUAAUUUGCUUAGUUAUCUUGGUAUCCUUUGUUGAAAAGCACACCUAGGGACCUACAGUAGCUACUGAUUGGUGCUGCACAUAAAUGCCUCUUGUCAUUGGCUUACGAAUGUGUUCAGCUAGCUUCCAGUAGUGUAUUGCUGCUCUUUCAACAAACGAUCCCAAGAGGAUGAAGCAAAAUUGAUCAUUAAAUUAAAUUGGAAAUUAAAAUGGAAAGUUAUUUAAAAAUUAGGAAGACCAUAUUGCUGCUUUAAAAAGGGACACAUAUGAAAAAUACAUAUGUAAGGAUUCUUAUACAAAUUAUUUCUUUAAACAGCCCUGAAAACAGCCCUUACAUAUGUAUUUUUCAUGUGUCCCUUUUUAAAGCGGCAAUAUGGUCACCCUAUUAAAAAUAGAUGCUCUAUCUAAAUCACGAUAGACAAAUUUGGGUUUCAUGUCCCUUUAAAGGAGCACUACAGUUCAUUUAUAUGCAAUUUAUUAGUAAUUAAACACUGUACAGCAAUAUACCUGCAUAUAUAAUUUUUUUAUUUUUUUUGCGGUCUUAGUGCAGUCCAGGGACAUACCCUUUGAAAAAAAUAGAGCAGGUAUCUCAAGAUUUGUUCCAGCACACUGCCCCUUGGUUCUAUAAACUCAUCAUCAUCGACCCCUUGCUUAUCCGUAAAAAUAUUCAACAUUUAGUAAAAUUUUAAAUUAAUUUUUUUUAGUUUCACAAAUUAAAAUUGUAUUAUUUUGAUACUAUCAUAAAAGUUUUUUAAAGUUGAUAGUCAGUGUGUGAGAGUCUUAUAUACUAGUAGAUAUAAAUAUACUUAAAUAUUAGUAAUUAAUUCCCUAUACAAAAAUGUAGUAAUGUGAUGGAUUGGCUCGAUAAAGUGAUACCAGUUUCUCAGUGUCUGGUUUUAUGUUACUUAGUAGGAAUCUUAAAUUACCUCGUCUAUAAAUCUGGAAUUAUUUUCUUUCCUUGGAGGAGCAUAGUUGUACAACUGCACCAAUAGACUUUAUGGACAAUGUAUUCUACUUACUAAAGUGUUAUGUAGCUGCACACUGCAUAGUUUAUAUCUGGUGACAGAAGACUAAAUAACAAUCAUCAGAUGACUUUUUGCAAAGCUACUCAGACAGGCACAACAGGCUUUUGCUAUGUUUCCUGCUACUAUACAUUCAUUCUAAACUGUACAUUUAAUGUUAACAAUAGUGCUGAUGUACAGCACUGUUAAAAUAUAGAAUGCAAGCCUUCCGUACAAGUGGCUGUAAUAUGUAGCAGUCAGAGUAUAAAUUGAGGAUAGACCUGAAUUAUCAUAAACGAAAAAGCAAAGAAGUAAAAUGUCAAAAAAAAAGCAAGAAAAUUGUUUCUCUUUAGACACGUAGAUUAAAAUGCAACUAAUGAUCAUUGAUCUUAAGGGCACCCACAAGCAUCAUCUUCCACUCAUUACCUACUAGUGCCCCAUAUGGUAAUCCCAGUGCCACCUUCUACUUCUCAUGCCUAUCAGUGCCCCCUUAAGUAAUUCCACCCCCCAGGGGGCAGUACCUCUCACUAUGGUAACUACUGCGUGAGAGUAUGAUAUCUCCUAUGUCAUUUAGGGCCAGAUAUAAAUGUGCUCCUGCAAUGAUCCAGCAAUCGCUGAGUUGUCUGCUGCAGAGUCAUGGUCUUAAUUUUUUUUGCUGUGCAUGUCAGGCUCUCUAGUGGUAAAUUACUGGAAAAGAGUAUACUCGGUAGGUUUUUUUACUACAUGUAAUUCAAUUUUUGUUUUAUGGGUGGGUUAAUUUUUUAAGUUUUAGUCCUUUAAAAUCCUAUAUAAAUAACUGAUAAUAUAUAGUAGAGUCACAAAUGUAUCUCUUUCAGCAAAACUGUGCAUUUUGCUAGGUAUAAUACACUGUGGUAUUCAUUAAAGUUACAUUGCGGCAACAGUGCACAUAUUGCUUCAGAUAAUGCAUCAUGUUUCUUUUAUUACAUGCAGAAAAAUAUACACUGCGUUCACAUAGGACUCAAACUUGCCAUUCUUUAUAUUGCAGAUGAGGACAUAUAGAGGAUUAGUGUAGACAGGAAGUACUGGUUGGGCGUAAUGAUUUCCUCAAGCAUUAGGUUUGACAAGCCUAUACUGCUCCAUAAACAUAUCUUACUGGCGUAUGUUCCAAUUUUCAUUACUGCAACUAAUUCCACUUAGUUUAAAAAACUAGCGAGGGCAUUCGGCAGCUUUGUUAGCCUACAAAUGCAGAAGAAGGUGGCCGCUAUUGCUAUUUUCGGUGCUGGAUUGAUUCUUGUGAAAGAUUAUCACUCUAAACUUUGUGCAAAUCCAGAUCUUAGUCUAGGGAUCUUUCACAAGCUUAAAUCCAGUACCGAAAAUAGCUGAAAUCCAUGAGCGGCUGCCCACUUCUGCAUUCGGCAGCUAACAAAGCUGCCGAAUACCCAUACCUAUAAAAAACAGAUUUGUCAUUAAUAUGUGUGCAUAUUACUUCUAUAAAUGCUAUACAUUUUUCUUAAAUAAACACAUUUUCAAAAUGGAAAUAUUGGUAUGCUAGCCCGCAAGCUGCUUAAACUCAAUCUAGAAUGUUACUAUCCGAGCGAUUCUUCACACUAAGGUUACGGACAGUGCAAGUUAUUAUGUAUACAGUAUUUGAAAGGUAUCUGAAAGUGAAGCUGAAAUUUUAUGUUGGUUUGGAUUAACAAAACAGUUUUAAGGGGACAUUAUCAUACUAAAAUAGGUCAUAAUUACUCAAAUAUCAAAUCUACUGUCAUUUGUAUAGUGGUUAAUAUUAUCAACAUGGCUGUAAGUUUAAUAAUGUCCCCUGAGGUUGUAAGCUUGGCAUUGAGAGUAGGAAUGUUCUUUCCUUAAACUUAUAUUGAAGGCAAGAUGAUACUGAACUACAACAUAUAAUCCAAUACUCUUUACAAUACUGCAAACACAUCUCUUUUAUUCACACCUGUCAUAUGGAGCCUACAUAGGCAAAUUAAAUACAUAUGGACAUUAGAAUUUAAAAGAUGUAUUUCACCAAGAGUUAUUUGCAAUAUUAAUUAUGUUGUGCCUCUGUAACCUUUUUGAAUCUAGGUUAAUGUAUUGCUAUGAUGUGCUGGGGAGGUGGAGACUCAAUGCAUACAAGUCUACAUAUUUCCAAUAGGAGAAAGGAAUGCAAAUUAUGAACAACACAAAAUAUCUGCUUCCGCCUGCUUGAAAUGAAUUGAAAACAAAUAAGUGAUCAUAAUAAAACAAGCUGGUAGUUGAUAUUGAGGCUGAGUAAAGUGUAAAUAUAACCAAACUAAAGGACUGUGUUAUGUGUCAUUGACAAAACAUUGUGAAGAAAUAGUAAUAUAUGCUUACUGCUGGUGUUGCCAAUUCCCGAGUCUAAUAAAAAAAACUGCACCAUAUUUACUAUAAAUAUAUAUUUUCUUUCUGUAUUCACAAUAUUUUGACUUUUAAUCAGCUUUUGUUACAAGCCUUAAUAUGUAAAUAAAGCACACAUUUAUCCAACUGUUGUGCAAGAUUUUUUUUUUUUAAUUGCUCUACUGUUAGACAGCAGUGUAAUUGUAUUCCAGCUCAAUAGCAAUUAAACAUAUCUUGUGCCACAA